Messenger RNA from Raphanus sativus (radish), 2070 nucleotides. RefSeq lists its product as uncharacterized. Lineage: Eukaryota; Viridiplantae; Streptophyta; Magnoliopsida; Brassicales; Brassicaceae. The coding region runs from base 1 to 2070 and encodes 689 amino acids. The transcript has a single exon. Gene Ontology annotation, molecular function: nucleic acid binding; zinc ion binding. The record is from RefSeq and is a predicted model, not a curated record.
AUGGGCAGUGAAGAAGAAAGAGACAGACCCGGAAAUUCAUUUGCUGGAUUAUCUAACUUGCAAAUGCGUGCUCUCAAUGAUUCAAUGUCUAACAUGUUGAAUACAGGUUUGGAGGCAAUCCAUCAAAGGCUAGAUGAACUCCAGGGCCGACCAACUCAGUCCCGAACCAGAACCAGGCGUGAUCGCCCAAGGAGAAACAGCCGGUCCGACCUUGAGAUCCGAGAUGAGUCCUUUGAUGAUGAUCAGUCCAUCAACCGACCAAGGAGGGCUCCUAGACAACAAAACCAAGGUGAUGUCAAUCCAUUUGGUAGAAAUGAAAGAACUAAUGAUGGAUUGGGUGGUCUGAAAUUAAAAAUCCCAAGUUUUGAUGGCAAAAAUGAUCUGGAUGCUUUUCUUGAAUGGGAAAGAAAAAUUGAACUUGUGUUUGCUUGUCAAAUUUUUUCUGAUAUUAAAAAGGUUACACUUGCUGCUGCUGAGUUUACUGGCUAUGCUAUUAACUGGUAUGAUCGAGUUGUGACUAGCAGGAGAAGAGCAGGUGAGGCGCCAGUUGAUACAUGGGAUGAGCUUUCCAUGCUGAUGAGGAGACGCUUUGUUCCCGACCAUUACCACCGAGACCUACAUCACAAACUCAGGCGGUUACUUCAAGGUUCCAAGUCAGUUGAGGACUAUCACCAGGAGAUGGAGACCUUGAUGAUCAAAGCUGAUAUGGAAGAACCCUUAGACGCCACCAUGGCCAGAUUUCUUACCGGGCUCAACCGUGAUAUUCAAGACCGUAUGGAGCUGGAAGAUUAUGACAGCAUGGAGCAGAUGCUACACAAGGCCAUACUGAUUGAACAACAAGCCAAAAGAAAAGGUCUUUCUAAACCAGCCUUUGUUCCCAAAUCAUCCUUUGCUCCCAAAGCAAACUAUCAAGACAAAGGUAAGUCUUCUUCCUCAACAAAUACUGCUUUUAAGACUAAUGCCUCUGCUCAUGUUGAUAGAGAAAAGAAAGAGGAGGCUCCAAAACGAACCAGAGACAUUCAGUGUUUCAAAUGUCAUGGUCUUGGCCACUAUGCCAACCGAUGCCCAAACCAAAAGGUGAUGGUUCUUUUGGAGAAUGGUGAAGUAGAAUCCGAGGAAGACAAGGAGGAUCUUGGACCAGUGUAUGAUGAUGAUGAGGAAGAGGCGCUUGACUUCCCAGCUCAUGGUCCCCUUCUUGUUAUUAGAAAGACUUUGGACGAUGCCUUUGAUCCCAUCUUUGAUGAGGAGGUCGAUGGAGUGAUCGAUGAGUUCUGCUCGAACUUCGUGGAGGAUUCUGAUCCGAUCUAUGAUGAGGACGAGCUUGAUGAUCCCAGCCACGGUCCACUACUGGUUACUAGACGUGCCUUGAGUGUCCAACCAAAGACCAACGACAAAGAACAAAGGGAGAAUCUCUUUCACUAUAGAUGUCUCAUUUCUGAUAAAGUUUGUUCUUUGAUUAUUGAUGGAGGUAGUUGCACUAAUGUGGCUAGUGACACUCUUGUAAAGAAACUUGGGUUUGUUACUCGGCCUCUUGCUCGUCCUUUCAGGUUGGAGUGGCUCAAUGAGGCCGGAGAGCAAUAUGUGAAGGAGCAAGUUACCGUCCCACUUUUUAUUGGACGAUAUGAGGAUGAGGUCGUGUGCAAUGUGCUUCCCAUGGAUGCAUGCCAUGUUCUUUUGGGCCGGCCUUGGCAGUUUGAUAAGAAGGCUGUGCAUGAUGGUUUCACAAACCGGCACUCUUUUGAUCAUAAGGGAAAGAAGAUCACCUUGGUGCCUUUGUCGCCUUCAGAGGUCCAUCAAGACCAGGUACAACUCAAGAAGGGGCGUGACCAAGAGUCUAAGGCAGAUAAACCCGAGUAUAGUACCAGAAACUCCAACUUCUUUGUCAAGGAAAGUCAGGUUAGGAAAUCUCUUUACUCUCAACAGCCAUUUCUUUUACUUGUGUAUAAAGAAUCUAUUAUGGCUAAUUCUUCUGACCUUGCACCGGAGAUUCCGAGUGAGUUGCUAGAUGUUUUGCAGGACUUUUCUGAUGUCUUUUCAGAUGAGAAUCCAAAGGGAUUGCCACCAAUAUGA